Bufo gargarizans (Asiatic toad) is the source of this 2684-nucleotide messenger RNA. RefSeq names its product protein Wnt-7b. The record is from RefSeq and is a predicted model, not a curated record. NCBI's taxonomy places the organism in Eukaryota, Metazoa, Chordata, Amphibia, Anura, Bufonidae. Gene Ontology annotation, biological process: multicellular organism development; canonical Wnt signaling pathway; neuron differentiation. Gene Ontology annotation, molecular function: cytokine activity; frizzled binding. Gene Ontology annotation, cellular component: extracellular region. The coding region runs from base 832 to 1680 and encodes 282 amino acids. The transcript has 7 exons.
CGAGCUUUGCGCAGUCCUCAGAAAUUAUUUCUGCAGGAGCUUACAUCGCAUUUCUCGCGGUCUGUAGGGUUUUCAGUUGUGUCCGCAACGUAAAGUGACAAUGUAAUGGUGGAGAUGACGCUUUAUGACGGGUUGCAUAGGACGGACCUCGUUAUGUGCUAGGAACAUAUAACAGUGCACGAAGGGAGAUUUAUGAAACGUAUAUUAUUUAACGACGCUGUGUGAGAGCUGGGCUGGACGACCACAGAAAAUGGCGGAGCAUAACAACCAAUCAGAUUACUGGUUACAUUUCCCACACAGAUGAGAGCUGUAAUCUGAUUGGUAUGGGCGGCUAUUCCAGGUUUCACUGCUCCUCCACGGGCAGCCUUUAUACUGUCUCUACAGCUGUUUGCUAUUGAGGAGUCAAUGUAAAGAGAUAUAAGUGGGGCCCACAUCAUAUGGAUAUCUAUACAGCACCAUGUGUACAGGAUUAGGACACGCAAGACUUGAGAUCUACAGAACCUGGAUAUUCUACAGCACUGGACCGAGAACGUUUCUACAGAUUCCUGGCCCAAUUGGACCUUCCCAUGAGUGGAGAAACUGUAUCUAUAUCUGAUGACCAACACCUCUGGUAUCCGGAUCUGGGAUUCAAUAUCAAGUCGCUGAUCGUGAACCGGAUCUGGGAUUCACCGUGAAUCGCUGAAUACUACAUAUCUAUAACCAGCUUUGUCAUCUGUGGUGGCUUUGGGAGCAAAUAUAAUCUGCAACAGGAUUCCAGGGUUGGCGCCUCGGCAAAGAGCCAUCUGCGAGAGCCGCCCGGAUGCCAUUAUAGUUAUUGGAGAAGGGGCACAGAUGGGGAUCAAUGAAUGUCAGUAUCAGUUCCGCUACUCCAGAUGGAAUUGCUCAGCACUUGGAGAGAGGACGGUCUUCGGACAAGAGCUACGAGUAGGUAGCAGGGAAGCUGCUUUUACCUAUGCCAUCACUGCCGCUGGGGUAGCACAUUCUGUGACCUCUGCCUGCAGCCAAGGAAAUUUCAGUAACUGCGGCUGUGACCGAGAGAAGCAGGGCUACUACAAUCAGGAGGAGGGCUGGAAGUGGGGAGGAUGUUCUGCUGACAUCAAAUACGGCAUUGAAUUCUCUAGGAAGUUUGUGGAUGCCAGAGAAAUAAGAAAAAAUGCCCGGCGGCUCAUGAACCUUCACAAUAAUGAGGCUGGAAGAAAGGUAUUAGAAGAACAGAUGAGGCUGGAAUGUAAAUGUCAUGGAGUCUCGGGAUCCUGCACCACCAAAACCUGUUGGAACACUUUGCCAAAAUUUCGGGAUAUUGGAUUUAUUUUAAAAGAGAAGUACAAUGAUGCCGUACAUGUGGAAGUGGUAAGGGCUCACCGGCUACGCCAUCCCACUUUCCUAACCGUCAAAAAAGUCAAAAAUUACCAGAAGCCCAUGGAGACAGAUCUGGUGUACAUUGAACGUUCUCCAAACUACUGCGAGGAAGACAGUACCACAGGGAGUGUGGGGACUCAAGGCCGACUCUGUAACCGCACCUCUCCACAUGUAGACGGUUGUGACCUUAUGUGUUGCGGUCGAGGAUACAACACCCACCAGUACACCAAAGUAUGGCAGUGCAACUGUAAAUUUCACUGGUGCUGUUUUGUCAAAUGCAACACAUGCAGCGAAAGGACAGAAGUUUUUACCUGCAAAUAGAGCACGACGGUGCCCAUCAACCCACAUUACAGGACCACUAUGGCGCCAUUUUGCACACUUAAUUUUCUUUAUUAAGAAAAUUUUACCCUUUUGUUACAGACAGGGAUGGAAUGAUUCGUUCAUUGCUGAUAUCCUAGUCUACCGUGAGCAUUGCACCUUUUCACGCUGGAGGGGGUUAUUGUAGAUAUUUUUUUAAAUUAUACAUGUUACAAAAAGUCUAAAGGAAACAAGUGAGAGAGAGGUCACAGCGUUAUAAUAUGGGACUGUAAGACUGCUGAGAACGGACCAAACAGAAUAAACUAUAAUACAAAUCUCAACUAUUAGCUAAACAAGUUCAAUGUGUAUCACUUGCCAGUCACACUGGAAUUAUUCUAAUGAACAUAAAAUUUUAUAAUUAUUAAUUUAUGUUUUUAAUAGUAUGAACAAAUUCUGAGCACUAACGGGUAGCGUGUGUCCUAAUUCCCUACUAAAUGUUAAACGUAUAGUUGUCUGACUUACAGUGAAUCUUGUAUAUGUUAUAUUUUCUACUUUGUGCUACUGAGGGGUCCUCAAUUUAUUUUAAUUUUCAACAUUUUUAUUUUGAUUUUUUCCCUCCCAUUAACCGUUUUGCAGAGCAUAAUAGAGUACUAAGUGGUAGCAGACCUGCUGGAUGACUGCAGAUAGCACAAGUGUCGAUCAAUACACAGGAACUUAGUCACAGCAAAUUUAUAGAUUAAUGUUAUUAAUUAGGUAUGACAACAUCCUUCUCCCUGGCCAUUACUCAUUCGUCUGUCCAAAUGAGACCUCAGCUGUUGCAGAACUUUAAGCACACCAUGAAUGGUAUAUUAAACCAACUACCUACGUACUGUAUAAUGUUCGGUAUUUGUUCAAUAAAUGUUUAUUUUCUAGAUAUUUGGAUUCUAAGGCUGAAUCUUGCCAUUUUUUUUACUUUUGUUUCAAAAUGUUUAAUUCAAUGAAACAUGAACAGAAUUUAUCACAAGGGGUAGAUAUUUGUGAAAAAAUAU